AUGUCUUACCUUGCGCAGCCCAUUGUCGGUGCGACUGGGGAAGUCGGGCUAGAGCUUCCCCACCGCCCUCCGCGCACCUGGAAUCCCUCCGUCUCCGCCGAGCCGCGCGAGCCCUCGGGACCAGCCUCAGAUUGUUUCCCCUCUCCCCGCGACCGCGCGUCUCCCGCGGACGUUGUUCCGCCGCUGCCUGUUCAGCUCCACCGCCACGAGUCCGCGCCGUCCGCGCUUUCCGCCUCCGCCUGGUCCGCUCCGCGCGGAUUUCUCCGCCGCGACGCCUCGGACUUGCGCUGGCAGCAACCCCGCUGGUGGAACGCGCUAACUGCGCUGACUACGCGGAUCCGCUUAACCGCUUUCGCGCGGGAUUUGGCGGAAGGGGAAGCGGAGGAAUCUGAGCAGGAGUUGGGUGCGGUGAAGAUGGGUGAACCGUGGGAUUGGCGGAAGGAAUUCGAGGAGGAGGAGUUAGCUUCGCAGCAAGUCGCGGGGGGUUCCGCGCUCUUGGGACUCGGGUUAGGCGGACUUACUGGCGCAAUCGGCGCAAGCGGCGGAAGCGGCAGAGCUAGCGGUCCACCCGGGCGGAGAAAGUCGUCGUGGCGGGACUUGGCGGAAGCUUUGGCGGAAGCGUCGCGGAAGGUGCAGGAGGAGGUGCGGGAGUUCCGCAGCAGGGGCGGGGCGGCGGGGGAUUUCUUCCGCGUGGGCAGCUGGCUCGCGCUCGCGGGGGCGGGCGGCGGAGAGGCGGACGAAUGGGUGAAGCGCGUGGGAUGCCAGGUGUGCAGUGCGGUAACGGGGAGUGGGAAGGGCACAGGCAGCAGUGGUGGCGCUGCUGAAAGCAGCUCUGGAGUGGAGCUCAUCACUCGCCAGCACACAGCUCAGCCCCCUCUGGGGCUGACUAGACAAGGCGAAACCUCGUGCUAUAACCCCCGCUCCUCCUGCCAUUCCCCAUGCUUGCAGGCGGCAGUGGUGGCGCUGCUGAAAGCGUCCAUGGAACUCAUCACUCGCACCGUCACCACUGCACCUCCUGCUACCGCUGCUACAGAUGCUACAGCCGCUAAAGGAUCGAGUAGAGCGUCAGACGCUCAUGCUACAGCACCUGAGACCGCCCCUGGGACUGCUCCUGCUAUAGCUGCUGUCCCAGACGCCCCCGCUACAACCCACCUCACCCGCCACAGGAGCAGCAGCAGUUACAGCAGUAGCGGAUGUAGCGAAGAAGAAGAGGAGGAUGGGUGGGGGGAGGCGGAGGAGGACGGGGAGGAGGGGCGGGAGAUGGGGAGAGUGAGGGAGAGGGCGGGGGAGAGGGAAGGGUGGGGCAGUGGGGAGGGCGGGGAGGAGGAGGGGCAGGGCAGGGGGGGCGGCAUUGGGGACGGCAGAGGGGGCGGCAGAGGAGCCGAUGCGGGCGGCAGUGACGCAUCCACAUGGGUUCUUUUCAGCCUGGCGCGUCUAUGCGAGCCGCUAGAGAGCUUCAUGCACUAUGAACUAGCGCAGCAGAAGGAGCGCGAGGGGAGGGAGCAGCAGGGGGGCGGAGAGGCGGAUGGGGGGGGCAUGGACGGGUGGUUCUGGGGGAGGGCGUACCCAGGGGCGUUUGAGGCGCUGCUGACGAUGCUGACUGUGCUGCAUCGAUACGCUAUCACUGCCGCCAUCCAGGACGUGCAGCUAUCCGCCAAGGCCUCUGGGCUAGACGACGGCCUACCCCACCCUCAUGCCGCUCUCUCACCCACCGCCACGUCAGCAUCCCUGGUGCCACGUGGCGCGUCGGCAGCUGCACUCAAGGCAGGUGCUGCCAGGCUGGCGGACAGUGACAUGGCGCUGUUCCUGCUGCUGUUCCAGAUCAUCGGCGCCGUGCGCUUCUUCGACCCACCCGAGACUGUUGGCUGCGCCGCGUUCUCAGUUGUGCUGGAGGACCAGAAUGAGAGAGGCAGGGGGGUCAUCGGCGCCGUGCGCUUCUUCGCCCCACCCGAGACUGUUGGCUGCGCCGCGUUCUCUGUGUUGCUGGAGGACCAGGUGGGAGGUGGAGGGUGGUGGCAGGUGGAGGGGCAGGUGGAGGGGCAGGUGGAGGGGCAGGUGGAGGGGCAGGUGGAGGGGCAGGUGGAGGGGCAGGUGGAGGGGCAGGUGGAGGGGCAGGUGGGUGGUAGAGGGGCAGUGAGCAGCGGAGAGACGAUUAAGGCGAUUCCAGGGGCACAGCAGAGGGGCAUGUGGGCAGUGGAGGCACGUGGAGGAUGGAUGAUGUCUACCGCCGCCACGCUGUGCGGUUUUGAGACCACUCAAAGCUACACUUCUUUCACGCUGCGUGCCGAAUUCCUCUCACACUUCGAACUCCCUCUCUUCCGCACCCCCACUUUCCCUCCCAUCCCCCCUCCCACCCAGCUGUGCUUUAUCACUCCCACUCCCCCACUCCCCCACUCUUUCCCUCCACUCACCCCGCUCUCCUCCCUCCACCCCUCCCUCCAGCUGCGCCAUCUGUUCGACCACUUGUUAAGAGCAGCGGACAUUGAUGACGUGUACCGCCACGCCGUGAGAGCGGGGCUGCGCGCCGAGUUCCUCUCGCACUUCGGGCAGCGCGCGGGCGGGCACCUGAACUUUCGCGUGCUGCCCGGCGAGCGCCGCUUCUGGGUGCAGCUGGUGGAGCGGCAGCUGCGGGCAGCUUUGGUUCGGGAGAAAAUUUUCGAGGAGUGGGGGGAGGGGGAGGGGGAGUGGAGAGGCGGGGGGGAGGGGGGAUUCAAGAGCUUGAAAGCUGAGCUGGCGGUUUUUGGAUUCUUUGUGGCUCUUGGGCGGGCGACACGGCUGUUCCUCCAAUCGGAGGGUGCCAGCGAGGCGGAUGAGGGGCUGGCAACAUUGCUGACUUCACCUCGCUCAUCAUUUUUUCCCAGUCUCUUCAAGUCUAGCCCACUGUUUGGUAGCAAGAAGGGCCCUCGCUCGCUUCCCCUCUUCCGUUCUCCCCCCCUCCUAUCCCCCUUCCUGGUCUUUGAUCAAUCGUCUUCACCUUCCCAUGACUUUCUCUGUGCCCAAUCCCAUCCCAACCUCCUCCCCACCCGCCAUUCCCUUCAAGGGCACAAUCACCUUGCUUUCCCUCAACUCUCCACCCAUCUCCCCCCUCCUUCCCCUCCUUCCCAUCCCCCUUUCGCCAUCCCCCCAUCCCCCCAUCUCCCCACCGCCCCCAGCCACUUUGAAGGCGCAAUCAUCUUCACCUUUCCCCAGCUGGACAACAUAUCCAAGUACCAGGGGCUUGUGGAGGUCCUAAGGGAAGAGCUGGCCUGGUUGCCGCUCCUCCCCCCUCUCUCCUCCAAGCGCCACCCUGACCUCGAACCCUCCUCCCUCUCGCCGCGCUCAGCGCAGCGGCAGCGGCACCGGCAGCGGCGGCGGCGGCGCAGAGCGGUGCUGGUGGGUAAGGAGGUGUGCGGCAUGUGGGCGAGGGACUGGGAGCGGCACUCAAGUUGGCUGCUGCAGCAGCCUGACUCGCGAGCCGCUGCUUUUAUGGCCCAGGGCAUGGUUCUUCUGGGGCUGUGCCUGGAGCCAUCAAGCAAGCACCAUGUGGCUGCAGAGGUACCAGGCGUGCUGGUCCCCUCUUCUGACUCUGAUUCUUCCAACGAGGCCGAGAGGCGUUUAGAGGGGUCGAGAGCAGUGGAGAUGGGCGAGAUGGAGGAGGUGGAGAGGGAGGCGAGGGAGAGAGAGGAGGCGCGGAGGUGGCUGGAGAAGGAACUGAGAGGACUCAAGGUCAUGGAGAGGGAACUGAAGGCGCUGAACCAGGACUUUCUGUCUGUGGACGAGAUAGUGGAGAGGCUGAUGAGGGUGGUGGAAGCAGAGAGUGCUGGGCUUAAGGGAGAUGCUCCCUCUCACUCACACUCUCACUCCCACUCACACUCGCGUGCACACUCACACUCUCAUGCGCACUCACACUCACGUUCGGCUGCUGGGAAGGCAGCUGUGCUUGCGAGGGGUGGAGAGGACACAGCAGCAGCAAGAGAAGGGGCAGGGGAAGGAGCAGGGGAGAUGGUCGAGGGAGAGAGGUCAAAGGGAGAGGGAGAAGCAGGAGAGGGAGGAAGAGGGGGUGGAGAUGAAGGGAUUGGGGCAAGGUCGGGAGGAGGAGAUACAUCUGGGCCUAAAGCAGCAGAGAAACACGCUGCACACUUGGUAGCAGCAGGGGCAGGUGGAGGAAAAAGGAAAGCAGCAGGGGCGGGGACGAGUGAGCGAUUGGCGUUGGUGCGAGUGGAGUGGGAGAGGCUGGUUCGGGUGAGGGAGGAGAUCAGAGCACUGGAGAGACGGCUGAAGACAAAAGCAGCUGUUCAGGAAGAGCGGGUGCGACGGCAGCAGGAGGAGGUGGGGGAGAAGGUGAGCCGGCAGAGGAGGCAGGCAGCAGCACGUGAGAUGGAGGAGCGGAUGGAGCAGCAGCAGCAGCAGCAGCAGCAGCAGCAGCAGCAGCAGCAGCAGCAGAAGCAGCAGCAGCAGCAGCAGCAGCAGCAGCAGCAGCAGCAGCAGCAGCAGCAGAAGCAGCAGCAGCAGCAGCAGCAGCAGCAGCAGCAGCAGCAGCAGCAGCAGCAGCAGCAGCAGCAGCAGCAGCAGCAGCAGCAGCAGCAGCAGCAGCAGCAGCAGCAGCAGCAGCAGCAGCAGCAGCAGCAGCAGCAGCAGCAGCAGCAGCAGCAGCAGCAGCAGCAGCAGCAGCAGCAGCAGCAGCAGCAGCAGCAGCAGCAGCAGCAGCAGCAGCAGCAGCAGCAGCAGCAGCAGCAGCAGCAGCAGCAGCAGCAGCAGCAGCAGCAGCAGCAGCAGCAGCAGCAGCAGCAGCAGCAGCAGCAGCAGCAGCAGCAGCAGCAGCAGCAGCAGCAGCAGCAGCAGCAGCAGCAGCAGCAGCAGCAGCAGCAGCAGCAGCAGCAGCAGCAGCAGCAGCAGCAGCAGCAGCAGCAGCAGCAGCAGCAGCAGCAGCAGCAGCAGCAGCAGCAGCAGCAGCAGCAGCAGCAGCAGCAGCAGCAGCAGCAGCAGCAGCAGCAGCAGCAGCAGCAGCAGCAGCAGCAGCAAGCAGCAGCAGCAGCAGCAGCAGCAGCAGCAGCAGCAGCAGCAGCAGCAGCAGCAGCAGCAGCAGCAGCAGCAGCAGCAGCAGCAGCAGCAGCAGCAGCAGCAGCAGCAGCAGCAGCAGCAGCAGCAGCAGCAGCAGCAGCAGCAGCAGCAGCAGCAGCAGCAGCAGCAGCAGCAGCAGCAGCAGCAGCAGCAGCAGCAGCAGCAGCAGCAGCAGCAGCAGCAGCAGCAGCAGCAGCAGCAGCAGCAGCAGCAGCAGCAGCAGCAGCAGCAGCAGCAGCAGCAGCAGCAGCAGCAGCAGCAGCAGCAGCAGCAGCAGCAGCAGCAGCAGCAGCAGCAGCAGCAGCAGCAGCAGCAGCAGCAGCAGCAGCAGCAGCAGCAGCAGCAGCAGCAGCAGCAGCAGCAGCAGCAGCAGCAGCAGCAGCAGCAGCAGCAGCAGCAGCAGCAGCAGCAGCAGCAGCAGCAGCAGCAGCAGCAGCAGCAGCAGCAGCAGCAGCAGCAGCAGCAGCAGCAGCAGCAGCAGCAGCAGCAGCAGCAGCAGCAGCAGCAGCAGCAGCAGCAGCAGCAGCAGCAGCAGCAGCAGCAGCAGCAGCAGCAGCAGCAGCAGCAGCAGCAGCAGCAGCAGCAGCAGCAGCAGCAGCAGCAGCAGCAGCAGCAGCAGCAGCAGCAGCAGCAGCAGCAGCAGCAGCAGCAGCAGCAGCAGCAGCAGCAGCAGCAGCAGCAGCAGCAGCAGCAGCAGCAGCAGCAGCAGCAGCAGCAGCAGCAGCAGCAGCAGCAGCAGCAGCAGCAGCAGCAGCAGCAGCAGCAGCAGCAGCAGCAGCAGCAGCAGCAGCAGCAGCAGCAGCAGCAGCAGCAGCAGCAGCAGCAGCAGCAGCAGCAGCAGCAGCAGCAGCAGCAGCAGCAGCAGCAGCAGCAGCAGCAGCAGCAGCAGCAGCAGCAGCAGCAGCAGCAGCAGCAGCAGCAGCAGCAGCAGCAGCAGCAGCAGCAGCAGCAGCAGCAGCAGCAGCAGCAGCAGCAGCAGCAGCAGCAGCAGCAGCAGCAGCAGCAGCAGCAGCAGCAGCAGCAGCAGCAGCAGCAGCAGCAGCAGCAGCAGCAGCAGCAGCAGCAGCAGCAGCAGCAGCAGCAGCAGCAGCAGCAGCAGCAGCAGCAGCAGCAGCAGCAGCAGCAGAAGCAGCAGCAGCAGCAGCAGCAGCAGCAGCAGCAGCAGCAGCAGCAGCAGCAGCAGCAGCAGCAGCAGCAGCAGCAGCAGCAGCAGCAGCAGCAGCAGCAGCAGCAGCAGCAGCAGCAGCAGCAGCAGCAGCAGCAGCAGCAGCAGCAGCAGCAGCAGCAGCAGCAGCAGCAGCAGCAGCAGCAGCAGCAGCAGCAGCAGCAGCAGCAGCAGCAGCAGCAGCAGAAGCAGCAGCAGCAGCAGCAGCAGCAGCAGCAGCAGCAGCAGCAGCAGCAGCAGAAGCAGCAGCAGCAGCAGCAGCAGCAGCAGCAGCAGAAGCAGCAGCAGCAGCAGCAGCAGCAGCAGCAGCAGCAGCAGCAGCAGCAGCAGCAGCAGCAGCAGCAGCAGCAGCAGCAGCAGCAGCAGCAGCAGCAGCAGCAGCAGCAGCAGCAGCAGCAGCAGCAGCAGCAGCAGCAGCAGCAGCAGCAGCAGCAGCAGCGCAGCAGCAGCAGCAGCAGCAGCAGCAGCAGCAGCAGCAGCAGCAGCAGCAGCAGCAGCAGCAGCAGCAGAAGCAGCAGCAGCAGCAGCAGCAGCAGCAGCAGCAGCAGCAGCAGCAGCAGCAGCAGCAGCAGCAGCAGCAGCAGCAGCAGCAGCAGCAGCAGCAGCAGCAGCAGCAGCAGCAGCAGCAGCAGCAGCAGCAGCAGCAGCAGCAGCAGCAGCAGCAGCAGCAGCAGCAGCAGCAGCAGCAGCAGCAGCAGCAGCAGCAGCAGAAGCAGCAGCAGCAGCAGCAGCAGCAGCAGCAGCAGCAGCAGCAGCAGCAGCAGCAGCAGCAGCAGCAGCAGCAGCAGCAGCAGCAGCAGCAGCAGCAGCAGCAGCAGCAGCAGCAGCAGCAGCAGCAGCAGCAGCAGCAGCAGCAGCAGCAGCAGCAGCAGCAGCAGCAGCAGCAGCAGCAGCAGAGCAGCAGCAGCAGCAGCAGCAGCAGCAGCAGCAGCAGCAGCAGCAGCAGCAGCAGCAGCAGCAGCAGCAGCAGCAGCAGCAGCAGCAGCAGCAGCAGCAGCAGCAGCAGCAGCAGCAGCAGCAGCAGCAGCAGCAGCAGCAGCAGCAGCAGCAGCAGCAGCAGCAGCAGCAGCAGCAGCAGCAGCAGCAGCAGCAGCAGCAGCAGCAGCAGCAGCAGCAGCAGCAGCAGCAGCAGCAGCAGCAGCAGCAGCAGCAGCAGCAGCAGCAGCAGCAGCAGCAGCAGCAGCAGCAGCAGCAGCAGCAGCAGCAGCAGCAGCAGCAGCAGCAGCAGCAGCAGCAGCAGCAGCAGCAGCAGCAGCAGCAGCAGCAGCAGCAGCAGCAGCAGCAGCAGCAGCAGCAGCAGCAGCAGCAGCAGCAGCAGCAGCAGCAGCAGCAGCAGCAGCAGCAGCAGCAGCAGCAGCAGCAGCAGCAGCAGCAGCAGCAGCAGCAGCAGCAGCAGCAGCAGCAGCAGCAGCAGCAGCAGCAGCAGCAGCAGCAGCAGCAGCAGCAGCAGCAGCAGCAGCAGCAGCAGCAGCAGCAGCAGCAGCAGCAGCAGCAGCAGCAGCAGCAGCAGCAGCAGCAGCAGCAGCAGCAGCAGCAGCAGCAGCAGCAGCAGCAGCAGCAGCAGCAGCAGCAGCAGCAGCAGCAGCAGCAGCAGCAGCAGCAGCAGCAGCAGCAGCAGCAGCAGCAGCAGCAGCAGCAGCAGCAGCAGCAGCAGCAGCAGCAGCAGCAGCAGCAGCAGCAGCAGCAGCAGCAGCAGCAGCAGAAGCAGCAGCAGCAGCAGCAGCAGCAGCAGCAGCAGCAGCAGCAGCAGCAGCAGCAGCAGCAGCAGCAGCAGCAGCAGCAGCAGCAGCAGCAGCAGCAGCAGCAGCAGCAGCAGCAGCAGCAGCAGCAGCAGCAGCAGCAGCAGCAGCAGCAGCAGCAGCAGCAGCAGCAGCAGCAGCAGCAGCGCAGCAGCAGCAGCAGCAGCAGCAGCAGCAGCAGCAGCAGCAGCAGCAGCAGCAGCAGCAGCAGCAGCAGCAGCAGCAGCAGCAGCAGCAGCAGCAGCAGCAGCAGCAGCAGCAGCAGCAGCAGCAGCAGCAGCAGCAGCAGCAGCAGCAGCAGCAGCAGCAGCAGCAGCAGCAGCAGCAGCAGCAGCAGCAGCAGCAGCAGCAGCAGCAGCAGCAGCAGCAGCAGCAGCAGCAGCAGCAGCAGCAGCAGCAGCAGCAGCAGCAGCAGCAGCAGCAGCAGCAGCAGCAGCAGCAGCAGCAGCAGCAGCAGCAGCAGCAGCAGCAGCAGCAGCAGCAGCAGCAGCAGCAGCAGCAGCAGCAGCAGCAGCAGCAGCAGCAGCAGCAGCAGCAGCAGCAGCAGCAGCAGCAGCAGCAGCAGCAGCAGCAGCAGCAGCAGCAGCAGCAGCAGCAGCAGCAGCAGCAGCAGCAGCAGCAGCAGCAGCAGCAGCAGCAGCAGCAGCAGCAGCAGCAGCAGCAGCAGCAGCAGCAGCAGCAGCAGCAGCAGCAGCAGCAGCAGCAGCAGCAGCAGCAGCAGCAGCAGCAGCAGCAGCAGCAGCAGCAGCAGCAGCAGCAGCAGCAGCAGCAGCAGCAGCCACAGCAGCAGCAGCAGCAGCAGCAGCAGCAGCAGCAGCAGCAGCAGCAGCACAGCAGCAGCAGCAGCAGCAGCAGCAGCAGCAGCAGCAGCAGCAGCAGCAGCAGCAGCAGCAGCAGCAGCAGCAGCAGCAGCAGCAGCAGCAGCAGCAGCAGCAGCAGCAGCAGCAGCAGCAGCAGCAGCAGAAGCAGCAGCAGCAGCAGCAGCAGCAGCAGCAGCAGCAGCAGCAGCAGCAGCAGCAGCAGCAGCAGCAGCAGCAGCAGCAGCAGCAGCAGCAGCAGCAGCAGCAGCAGCAGCAGCAGCAGCAGCAGCAGCAGCAGCAGCAGAAGCAGCAGCAGCAGCAGCAGCAGCAGCAGCAGCAGCAGCAGCAGCAGCAGCAGCAGCAGCAGCAGCAGCAGCAGCAGCAGCAGCAGCAGAAGCAGCAGCAGCAGCAGCAGCAGCAGCAGCAGCAGCAGCAGCAGCAGCAGCAGCAGCAGCAGCAGCAGCAGCAGCAGCAGCAGCAGCAGCAGCAGCAGCAGCAGCAGCAGCAGCAGCAGCAGCAGCAGCAGCAGCAGCAGCAGCAGCAGCAGCAGCAGCAGCAGCAGCAGCAGCAGCAGCAGCAGCAGCAGCAGCAGCAGCAGCAGCAGCAGCAGCAGCAGCAGCAGCAGCAGCAGCAGCAGCAGCAGCAGCAGCAGCAGCAGCAGCAGCAGCAGCAGCAGCAGCAGCAGCAGCAGCAGCAGCAGCAGCAGCAGCAGCAGCAGCAGCAGCAGCAGCAGCAGCAGCAGCAGCAGCAGCAGCAGCAGCAGCAGCAGCAGCAGCAGCAGCAGCAGCAGCAGCAGCAGCACCCGAGGAGUCAUAGCAUGGGUUUCCUGGGCACACUCGGUGAUUUCUUCUCCUUCUCUCCCUCCCCCAAUCCUUCUAACUCCAACGCCAACGCCAACACCAGCACCACUACCAGCAGCACCACCACCACUGACACCACAGCCACUAUCGCCUCUAUAGUUGGUGGUGCUUAUGAUGACCCUCCCGCUCCCCACUACUCCUCCCUCCACAAGAGCCAAUCGUCUCACGACACGUCAGCGCUCGCUGACUCACCCUUCCCCUCCUACCUCACCUCCGCCUUCCUCUCUACCAACCCUCCCGCUCCCUCUGCUGCCGCCACUGCUGCCGCUCCCUCUGCUGCCGCCACUGCUGCUGCUGCCCCUGCCGCCCCAGCCGCCCGCUCCGGCCGCAGUUUUUUCUUCCAGCUGCCCGGACAAGCUGCCCGGGAAGACUCAUCGCUUCUUUCCAGAGCGGAGGAGGAUGCAGAUGGGGAGGAGGAGCGGGGGGACGGUGCGGCAGAUGCAGAUGCAGGGGCGGGGUACGGGUAUGGGGCUGGGGAUGGGAGGCAUGCGGCAGCGACCAUGGGAGGGCUGGGAGCAGAGGCGAGUAGGCUGCAGCAGCUGAAGGUGGAGUUAAGGGAGCUCGAGGCGAGACUGCUGCGGAGAGGUGCUGACAUUGGUGCCGGUGCUGGUGCUGGUGCUGGUGUUGGUGUUGGUGCUCUUGCUGGUAGGGAAGCAAAGGUGGGUGGCGGUGGUAGUGGUGGCGGUCCUGCCACUUCUGCUGCUCCUACUGCUGCCGGUGCUGCUGCUGGUGCUGCUGCUGGCACGUCAGCAGCAGCAUCUCCCUCCAUGGAGCGGGAGACGCCCACCCAAACGUCCCCUCCCAAGGCACCGUCCAUCUUCGACCGCCUCUUUGACUCCUCCUCCUGGACCCUCCCCUCCUCUGCCUCCUCCUCCUCCGCUGCUGCUGGGGGUGGUUCUGCUGCUGCUGCUGCUGCUGCUGCCGCUGCUGCUGGUGGUGUUGCUCCUGCUGGUGCCGCUGCUGGUGGUGGUGCUGCAGCUGCUGCCGCUCCUGGUGACACAUGGAGUGUGGGAGGGGGGAGGGGAGGACGGGACGGCAGCAGCAGUGGGGGGUUGGACGAGUGGGAGGGGAGUGAUGUGACGAGCCGGGCAGGGGAGGGGGAGAGGCAGGAGAAGAGCGUUAUUGACCAAUCGCUGGAGCACAUUCGAGAAGGCGGAGCGGACGCGUGGCGUGGCACGCAGCUGCUGAGCACAGACGUGGCAGUGGCAAUGAAGAUGCUGCAGCGGGCAGCGCUCGGGCAGCCCCUGACUGACCGGGAGGCGAAAGUUUUGAAGCGCACGCUGACUGACGUUGCAUCGGUGAUUCCCAUCGGCGUGCUCAUGCUCAUCCCGAUGACGCCUGUGGGGCAUGCAGCAGUACUAGCAGCCAUUCAGAGAUACGCCCCUCACCUAUUCCCCAGCUCAUACAACGAGGAUCGCCUUGAUGCAGCCCGCCGCCUCGAGCAGGUGCGCUCAUUCGCUUCUCUCCGCAACGCAGCAGCAGCAGCUGCCGCCACCGCCACCGCAUCCUCCUCCCACUCCCCAUCUCGUGCCGCGACACCUGGCGGCACCGGAUUGGCUGGGAUGAUCUCCGCUGCUGUCGCUGGUGCUACGAAUGCCGGCAGUGCUGCUGCCGGCAGGUCACCCCAUGCCGUUCCUCCUCUGUCUGCCUCUGCUGCUGCGGCAAUUUUGGCGCGAGAAGCGCAACCGGAAGCCAUAGUUCGGGUGCCGAAACAGCCUGAAGAGGUUGAGUCGCCUCCAGGCACACCGCCGAAUGAGGUGGAGCUUAAUGAUGGGGAGGAGGGGCAGGCUAUGAAGGUAAUGAAGCGGACUGCUGCACUUGAUGCAGAGUGUUCACUUCAGCAGCUUGAUUAA
Messenger RNA from Closterium sp. Naga37s-1, 11457 nucleotides. Lineage: Eukaryota; Viridiplantae; Streptophyta; Zygnematophyceae; Desmidiales; Closteriaceae. The record is from the annotation of a GenBank genome assembly.